CGAGAUUCGCUUAGUAAGAAAAAAACAUAGGUUUCAUUUCCUCCCUCUCUCAGUCUUACUGUGGAAUCCUUCAAAUCUUCAACAAUGGAGAAUUCCCAAUACAAAACCCUCGAAAUCGUCCAAAAACCCACAAAUUCCCGUGUCUUCAACUUGUACAUGAAUCGACCAAAAUUUCGAAACGCCUUAUCCCGUGACUUCUUCUCCGAAUUCCCCAGAGCCUUGAGUUCCCUCGACCAAAACCCUGAUGUCGCCGUCAUAAUUCUCUCCGGCAUCGGCGAAAGCUUCUGCUCCGGCAUCGACCUCAAGACCCUAACUUCAAUUGUCGCUGGCCUCCAUGCCGACCGUGGACGCACCAAUGAACGUAUCCGGAGAGAAAUUAAGGCUUUUCAGGAUGCAAUAACGGCUAUCGAGAAGUGUCGGAAACCUGUGAUAGCGGCUAUUCAUGGGGCUUGUGUUGGCGGAGGGGUUGACAUUGCCACGGCCUGUGACAUGAGGUUUUGUACGGAGGACGCCUUUUUUUCGGUGAAAGAGGUUGAUUUAGCUAUCACGGCUGAUCUUGGGACGCUUCAGAGGCUGCCGAGUAUUGUGGGGCAUGGGAAUGCGAUGGAGUUGGCUUUGACGGGUCGGAGAGUAUCGGGUUUGGAGGCAAAGCAAAUGGGUUUGGUUUCUAGCGUUUUUGCUUCUAAGGAGGCUUUGAGCAAUGGCGUAAGUGCUAUUGCUGAGGGUAAGUUGGCCUUGUAUUCUCUCCUUUUUAUACCAAAUUCGUUACUUUUAAUUGAUUGUUUCCAAUUAUGGUAGUCAAUAGUUUUAAAGCAUUGUUGUUUAUUUCAUGGCAAUUUUCCUUCUC
This is a messenger RNA of Ilex paraguariensis (yerba mate), 847 nucleotides long. Lineage: Eukaryota; Viridiplantae; Streptophyta; Magnoliopsida; Aquifoliales; Aquifoliaceae. The record is from the annotation of a GenBank genome assembly.